Messenger RNA from Eremomyces bilateralis CBS 781.70, 1163 nucleotides. RefSeq lists its product as uncharacterized. The transcript has 3 exons. The record is from RefSeq and is a predicted model, not a curated record. Bases 81 to 1013 code for a protein of 310 amino acids. Lineage: Eukaryota; Fungi; Ascomycota; Dothideomycetes; Eremomycetales; Eremomycetaceae.
AAAGAUGACUUUUUCCUUUGCGGUCUCCGGAAGGCGGAAUGAUACCAGUAUCUGGUACUGAACUUUAGCUCUGUCCACCCAUGCGUCGUCGAAACGGAGGUGGCGUAGUCCCGGUGUAUUUCCGCGACUUCGCCUACCCAAACACCCGCCCUGCCUUGGUCCGUAUGGCUAGCGAUUACGGAAACAUGGGUGAACAGAGUGCGGCUUCGUUCGCUGAGUUGCUGUCUGGACCAUUGGUCGACUUCUACAUUGGUACGAACCGCGGAUACUGGAGUGUCCACCUGAAGCUUUUGUGCUAUCACAGCUCCUGGUUCGCGCAUGAACUUAGCGUCACUGAACAUGGCCGUCGUGGUGAAGCGCCGACCAAAGGUGAUUGUGGCGAAGCGGCAGCGCAAAGUCCUUUGAGACUCGAGCUUCCACAGCACUCCGCUGCCGGAUUUGUCCUCCUGGUCAAAUGUCUCUAUCAAGGAAACCUGGAUUCCCCCACCGUUUUGCCGGAUCCGUUGGCACAAUAUGAGCACGCUGUCGCAUGUCAUGGCCUAUAUCUUCUUUGCUACCAUUUUGAAAUGCCGCUGAUGAUGGAUUUAGCCAUGGAUAGCUACCGGCAAAGCUUGAACCUGAGCGGGCUUGUCCCCGAUGCUGAAGAGCUGUGCACCCUAUAUGGACGUUCGCCUAGAAGUAAAGAGACGAAUAAAGGCACCCCAGAGAGGCUAGGAACAUUGGCCAAUAUUUUAGAAGAAAUGGAUCCCUUUCGGAAGUUGAUGAUUAAAAUUGCCGCUCGUCAGAUUAUGGCCCCUGAGACUGUCGAAAAUGCUCAAUCAUAUCAACGCUGCUUUGAGGGCGAAGACGGGCUAGGCUUUGCCGUAGCUCUUGUGAACGCGAUCAGAGAUGGUAGCGGUGCGAUGCUCUUCGAUGACCCUACGGAACCCAGGAAAGCCUGUGAGUACCAUGGCCAUGCCGAAGGUGAAGCUUGCCUAGCAAGAAGGAAAAGCAAGGGCAGAAUGGGUAGGUGAUCCAUUCCUUUACUGUCGUUUACCCCCACGCCCUCAGUCAUACGCAGAAAUCGAGCCCUACAAGAUUCAGUCGUGAGCACCCGGGCGUCAACAUCUCCGGCAAAGAUUUUCGGAUCCAAAUGUCCACCACAGGCAGACCAAAAUCAAAAC